CACAAACAGCAUAUUUUCAAGUUAAUUUUUUUGUUAUUUUUCAUGGUUGGUCAUAGUGUAGUGUGAAAUACUUGUGUAUAUUUUGAUAAAACGCAUAUAAAAAUGAUCGCGAUAGCAGAUUUGAAGACUGGCCUUACUGGCUGGACCAUCAAGGCAGUGGCCCAGAAGAAAAGUAAAAUAUCCGAAUAUGAAUCUGGUAAAUAUUUCAGCUGCUAUUUUCAUGACGGAACUGACGAAAUAAAGGCGAUCGCGUUCAAUGAUAAUGUUAAUCAAUUUUUCAACAAAAUAGAAAACGACAAAUGUUACACCAUAAGUGGUGCUUUAAUUAAAGUGAACACUUAUAGAAAUGUGACUUCCAUGGAGCUGCGCUUAAACAAAACCACUGAGUUGACUGUUUGUGAUGAAGAUGAUGAAGAUUUUAUUGUGAUCCCCAAAAAGACUAAUUACGUAAAAAUAGAAGAGUGUAAUGAUAAAACGGGUGAAGUUUCGAUAAUUGGAGUGUUAUCUAAUAUUAUGAAGAAAACGGUCGCUGUGGGAAACAGUCAAAAAGAAAUAGCAGAAGCUACAAUCAUGGAUGAAACGGGAGAAAUAAUGGUGACGUUUUGGGAGCCUGAACAUGUGAACAGCAACGAUUUCACUCUUAAUUCCGUAUUCGCCAUCGAGGAUAUGUUUCUAAAACAACUAAAAAGUGGCUCAAAACGAUUGAAUGUAAAUGCAACGUCAAAAAUCAAAAAGAACCCAGCAUGGGACAGAACGGAGGAGUUGAAUAAUUGGCUAAAGAAUAAGUGCGACAGUGAUUUGAGAAUAAAUUUUUCUCAAGUGAUGGACAAUUCUUUUGAAGUGGCCUCUCCGAAAAAAACCAAAAGGGAGUUGGACGAAUUACUGAAUGAUGCCGAAGAAGAAUUAAAGAAAAUUGAGCAGAAAGAAAUGCAGUUGGGCCGAAAGAAAAUCAGAUUAAUGAUGGAAAUCGAAACUUUAAAAUCCAGCAUGUAAAGACUGAAGUGUUAUGAUGUGAUUUCAAAAGGUUUUAUUGAUCAGAUAGGUACGUUUUUUCAAAAAUUUGUAUUUGUAUGACUUAUUUUUACUGAAUUUUUAGUAUUCGAAAAUUUUUAUCAGUUAUGAUUGAAUAAUUUUUUUAGACUGAUU
This is a messenger RNA of Planococcus citri (citrus mealybug), 1146 nucleotides long. RefSeq lists its product as uncharacterized. The record is from RefSeq and is a predicted model, not a curated record. The transcript has a single exon. Gene Ontology annotation, cellular component: nucleus; DNA replication factor A complex. Gene Ontology annotation, biological process: double-strand break repair via homologous recombination; nucleotide-excision repair; meiotic cell cycle. Gene Ontology annotation, molecular function: damaged DNA binding; single-stranded telomeric DNA binding. The coding region runs from base 103 to 993 and encodes 296 amino acids. Lineage: Eukaryota; Metazoa; Arthropoda; Insecta; Hemiptera; Pseudococcidae.